AUGUUUGUUUUAAUCUAUUCUCAUCUAUCUAUCUAUCUAUCUAUCUAUCUAUCUAUCUUGUUUCUGUUAAUGCAUAUCUAUCUGUCUCUCUAUAGUCUAUUCAAGACUAUUCAAGGUCCAUUUCAGUCUAUUCUAAUGUAUUCCUGUCAAUUCUUUAUCUAUCUAUCUAUCUAUCUAUCUAUCUAUCUAUCUAUCUAUCUAUUUCAGCCUGCUGAAUUAAUAUCUAUCUAUCUAUCUAUCUAUCUAUCUAUCUAUCUAUCUAUCUAUCUAUCUAUCUAUAGAUCUCUUAUAUUCAAAUCUAUUUCACUCGAUACAUGUCUGUUUCAAUCUAUCUAUCUAUCUAUCUAUCUAUCUAUCUAUCUAUCUAUCUAUCUAUCUAUCUAUCUAUAUAUAUAUAUAUAUUGUAUUCAAUCUAUUCUCAUCUAUCUAUCUAUCUAUCUAUCUAUCUAUCUAUCUAUCUAUCUAUCUUUCUAUUCUAAUGUAUUCCCGUCUAUUCUUUAUCUAUCUAUCUAUCUAUCUAUCUAUCUAUCUAUCUAUCUAUCGAUCUAUCUGUCUGCUGAAUUAACAUAUCUAUCUAUCUAUCUAUCUAUCUAUCUAUCUAUCUAUCUCCGUCUGUCUGUCUGUCUGUCUCUCACUCUCUCCCUAUAUAUAUAUGUGUGUGUGUGUGUAUUUCAGUAUAUUCAAAUCUAUUUCACUCGAUACAUGUCUGUUUCAAUCUAUUCUCAUCUAUCUAUCUAUCUAUCUAUCUAUCUAUCUAUCUAUCUAUAG
Molecule: messenger RNA, 768 nt
Organism: Acanthosepion pharaonis
Lineage: Eukaryota; Metazoa; Mollusca; Cephalopoda; Sepiida; Sepiidae
Source: the annotation of a GenBank genome assembly